Molecule: messenger RNA, 1481 nt
Organism: Galendromus occidentalis (western predatory mite)
Lineage: Eukaryota; Metazoa; Arthropoda; Arachnida; Mesostigmata; Phytoseiidae
Product: U1 small nuclear ribonucleoprotein 70 kDa
Exons: 5
Coding region: 140-1399 (419 amino acids)
Biological process (GO): mRNA splicing, via spliceosome
Cellular component (GO): precatalytic spliceosome; U2-type prespliceosome; U1 snRNP
Molecular function (GO): mRNA binding; U1 snRNA binding
Source: RefSeq, a predicted model, not a curated record
GUGUGUAUUUAGAUUUGUCUCGAGCAGCGCUGUGAACGGACACUCAGUCGAGGUUCCGAUGAUCGGGGAGUCACAGCGCCUACAUUAAAUCCGGAGCUGCCGAGUCACGUUUUAAGCCGAGGAAGCGAACUCAGACACAAUGACACAGUUUUUGCCACCGAAUCUUCUCGCGCUUUUCAAAGCGAGAGAUCCUAUACCUUUUUUGCAUCCCAUCGGCAAGCUCCCUCAUGAGAAACAGCAAGAGACCUACAUCGGCGUCGGGACCUUCAUAAGAUACUUCGAGGAUCCGUCGGAAACGCCGCCUGCUAUGAGAGUAGAGACUCGGGAAGAACGGAGGGAACGACGUAAGAAAGAGAAAGCCGAAGAGACAGCCUAUCAGCUGGAACAAGCGAUCGCUCUCUGGGACCCAAACAAUAACCCCAAAGCAACGGCAGACCCUUUUAAGACCUUGUUCAUUGCUCGCAUCAAUUACGAGACCUCUGAAGGGAAAUUGCGUCGAGAAUUCGAGCAAUACGGCGCAAUCAAGCAGGUCUCCUUGAUACACUCCUCCAUAAGCAACAAACCGAGAGGUUACGCUUUCAUUGAGUACGCACAUGAGCGAGACAUGCACGCUGCCUACAAACACGCCGACGGUAAGAAGAUUGAUUCGCGACGAGUCCUCGUUGAUGUUGAAAGGGGUCGGACCGUGAAGGGGUGGCUACCAAGAAGACUAGGGGGUGGUCUGGGUGGAACGAGAAGAGGGGGACCCGACGUAAAUGUAAGGCAUUCCGGUCGCGAAGAUAACAACAGAGAAGAACGCGCGGAGCGUGGAGAAAGAGGUGAACGCGCCAACGGCGACAGAGAUCGUGAGCGCGAUCGUGAUAGGGAUCGUCGGCGCUCAAGAAGUCGCGACCGAAGAGAUCGCCGUGGCGGGGGCGAGAGACCCGACAGGGUUGAUCGCGACGACAGAAGACGCGACAGGAGAGAUCGAAGAGAAAGGAGUCGCGACAGAGAAGAUAGAGACAGAAAGAGGAGGAAGAGCCGUAGCAGGUCCCGGGAUGAUCGGAGGAAGGCUAAAAGGUUUGUUCUCCUUUGGCUUUUAACGAGAGGAUCCCAAGCAGAUGGAGCGUCCCAUGGGGAGCCAGAUCAUGUCCGGAUGCUCAGCUUAAGUACAUUUCGCUCGAAUUUUCACAGGUUUGAGGAUGAUGGCAGGUUUGCUAGAGGUCCCGUAGACGAUCGAGGUGAGAGGCUCGACGACGAUAACAGAAUGCCGUUCCCUGGGAUGGGUGACAAUAGAGGAAUGGGCGACGGUAGAGGAAUGGGCGAAGACCCCGAUUAUCGAAGUUCGUACGUUGGCGAUAAUGGUGAAGUGUUUCAUAUUAAGCAGGAACACGAAAUUAAACAUGAGGUCGACUAUUGAAUGACAGGAAUCUGUCAUUCCGUAUAGCUGUCGACCAGAGUCGGAUUCGGAAUGAAGUGAUCAUAAAUAAAAGAGUAUCCCA